Heterotrigona itama is the source of this 1771-nucleotide messenger RNA. Lineage: Eukaryota; Metazoa; Arthropoda; Insecta; Hymenoptera; Apidae. The record is from the annotation of a GenBank genome assembly.
CAAAAUCAUAGAAAUCAGAUAUUACAAACAUAUAUUUAUAUUCUAUAAUUUUAUGUUCAUAUUUAUAUUUUAUGAUUUCAGGUUCAUAUUCAUAUUUUAUAAUUAUGUUUUAUAAUUUCAUAUAUCAUCAGUCACAUGAGCUUUAAUUAAGAAAAUUUAUCAUUAGACUUGGCACUUUUUUAUUUUAACAUGUGACUGACAAAAUUUCAUUAAUAAUAUUCAUUCAGUCAUGCAAGAUUGUUAGUAGUGUGUAUCAAAGUGUAUGGAACACUCUUUGUGGACCUUGCUAUAGCAUUCGCUUUCGCUGAACGUGCCUGCACGUGCAUUACUCACACAUCACAAAUAUACACACAAACCGCACCAGCUGACUUACUGACGCAUUGCUACUCUUUGAUGUAGCCAGUCGGCUUUCCUGCUUCUUCGGGAGCGGUUUAAAUGUGUUUGAUCAUUUCUGUGGCAAAUAAGUGAUCAGAACAAUGCAUCUACUGAAGGAAAUUAUCAUUUUGAUGCUGGGUAUUCAGAUGAUUUCCUCUCAAUCAGAAGGUCUUCCAGGAUUUUUAGGAGGAAUUGAAAAUGUAGCCAACAGUGCUGGUAAUUUUCUUGACAGCGCUGCCUCGAAGGGUCUGGAAUUCAAAAUUCGAAGGGUUAUAGAGAAAAUUCGUGCUAGAAUGCCAUACGGAAUACCAGAGCUUGGUAUUCCACCUUUGGAACCGUAUCAUCUUGACGAACUGUACAUCAACGUCGACAAUUCGGAUAUAGGAAACAUAUCCAUUGUUUUGGAAGAUCUCUCGUUAUACAACUUGUCAACCUUCGUGGUCAAUAAGGCGAAACUAUCUUUGAUUGGGCCAAUAUUCGCGGCAAAUAUUUCAUUGCCGGAAAUACAUAUCGAGGGAUUUUACAAUAUAACCGGAGAUAUCGGAAAUACAGUCGAUUUGCAAGGUGCAGGACCUUUUAAAGCAAAUGUAUAUGAUUUCCAAUUGUAUGUGAACAGUUUAUUGGGAUUCAGAAAAGGAGUGUACUUGAAGACUUUCUACAUGGAUUUUUCGCUGAGAUCCAUCGAUAUCAAUUUGGAGAAUUUCAUGGAUGAUGAUGAACUGACCGACGUUAUGAACAAGGAGGCGAAACAUUUAAUACGAAGAAUCAAAAUCAGAGAUAGAAGAACUGCGCAGUUACAUAUAAGCAGUCCGAUGUGUAUCAAGUAAAUGGCUAGUCAUUGAUAAUUGAUGUCAAUGAUAACCGGCGCUGUUCAGAUUAACGAUAGGCUGGUAACCAGAUUAUGGGAAAAGUUAUCGAUUCGUCAAUUAAACUGUCGUAAUGCCUUUUUAGAGAAAGAAGAAAAUCCUGAUUUAUGUACUUUAAGGUUCCAAAAUCCACAGCCCGAAGCGAUGUUCCUUUUCGAACAUACAACUUGAUGAAAAUAAUAUUUCUCUGUCUGAACAACAUGCUCUUCUAUUUUUUACUUCAUGACCUGAGUCAACGAAAAGCAACAGUUGGUGGACCUUCUGAGCGACAAGGAAAUAACUAUUCGCAAGUAUUGCCGUGACGAGGAUGUAUAGCUCGCGUGGAAUGAGAGAGAGGGAGAGGGAGAUAGAGAAAAAGACAGAGAGAGUAACUUGGAAAUCGCACAUGCGUAAGAUUCGACGAUAUAAUAAAGCCCCAGAGGAAGCAGUAGCGCUUAAACGGCGCCCGGCGUCGGACGUAUUUGUGUGCUGGUAGAGACAGUUGGUUACUUAACGCAUAAAGAAGAAAAAAAAAAAAAGAAAAAUAGUUA